CACGUGUACACGCCUUCGCCUGGCUUCAGGAGCGAGCAGGCGCCAUGUUGCGCCUCGCGGCCAAGUUGGUGGCCUUCUUCUGGAGAAGGGAAGACGUCCCUGAGGAGGAGGCCGGGCAUCCUGGGGAGGAGCUUGUGGAAGGUAACACCAGGUUGAAAACUGUACAGGGUGUUGUGACAAGGUACUGUAGUGAUUAUGGCAUGAUUGAUGAUUUGAUCUACUUCUCCAAUGAGGCUGUGACUGGCAGUGUGGUUCUGAAUGUUGGACAGGAAGUUAUUGCACUUGUGGAAGAAAAUAAAGUGUCAAAUGGACUGAAAGCAAUCAGGGUAGAAGCUGUCUCUGACAAAUGGGAGGAUGACAGCAGAAACAGUGGCGGACAACUGACAGGCUCCAGCCCUCGAGUACUGAUUGGCUGUGUGACUUCCCUGAUGGAACAUGCUGGUUACAUCAAUCAGACCACAUACUUCUCUCUGGAGAAUGUGUGUGAAGGAUUCCAGCCAUGCAAGGGGGACUGGGUGGAGGCUGAGUACCGGAUCCGGCCUGGUACAUGGAACAGUGAGGCCAUCACAGUGAAGCCGCUGAGGUACAAGCGCGUGGACAAGGUCUGCAUCUCCAGCCUUUGUGGGAGGAAUGGGGUGAUAGAGGACAGCAUCUUCUUCAGCCUGGAUUCCCUGAAGCUCCCUGAGGGAUAUGCACCGCGAAGAUAUGACAUCGUCAACGCCGUGGUGGUAGAGAGCAGCCAGUCGUGCUAUGUCUGGAGGGCACUUUGCAUAACCCCUGUGAGAAGAGACUCUUCUGUUGGUGAGGCCCCAGAGGAGUCCUAUGGAACCCAGUUGCUGAAGAACAAAGGUGGUAUUGAAGUUACAAGGCUGACAGAUUUUGGAACACUGAAAGAAGGAGGAAGUAAAACAAUGGUGAUCUGGAUAGAGAAUAAAGGAGACAUUCCUCAAGAACUAAUAAGCUGCAAACUGGCUGGCUGGGAUAGAACUCAGCAGUUCAGGUUUCAGACACCAGACAUAGACCAAGCCUGCCCAGAGGCAUCUUUUGGUUCCAUUCCUGAGAAGAAGCAGCUUUUUUCAAAUGGAAAUGUCAACUCAUUAAAUAGCAACAGAAAAAACAAAGCCAAAGAGAGACUGGAGAGCAGAUUGGUGAACAACACAGAAAACUCUCCAGGUGACUAUGCCUAUGAAGGGAAAAGUCCAGAAAAAGAAAACACUCCAUCGAAAAAGCAGCUGACAGAGCCUAAGCCUGGGGGGCUCCUCCCUCCAGGAGGAAGAACCUUCAUUGUGAUGACAUGUGAUGCCAGAACCUCUGGCCGCUGCAAGGAGCUCCUUCUUUUGUGUUUCUCUGAUUUCCUCAUUGGGCGAUACCUUGAAGUGACUGUCGUGAGUGACGAGGAGGCACUGGUAGCUGUCCGUGAACCGUUUUCUUGGAAAAAGCCUAGACGUCCCCAAGCAGUAACACCCACCAAAACAACAGUUGUGACUACACAGAAAAGGAACUCAAGACGACAACUACCAAGUUUUCUUCCACAGUAUCCGAUACCAGAUAGACUAAAAAAAUGUGUGGAACAAAAAAUUGACAUCCUAACCUUUCAGCCACUACUUGCAGAGCUUUUGAACAUGUCAAACUAUAAGGAGAAGUUCUCCACUCUGCUGUGGCUUGAGGAGAUCCAUGCAGAAAUGGAGCUAAAGGACUACAGCAUGAGUGGAGUCACCCUGAAGAGGAACGGGGAUUUGCUGGUACUGGAGGUUCCUGGCUUGGCUGAGAGCAGACCGUCCCUGUACACAGGUGACAAACUGAUUUUAAAAUCUCAAGAGUAUAAUGGACAUGUCGUGGAGUACAUCGGCUAUGUGAUGGAGAUUCAUGAAGAAGAUGUGACUCUUAAACUUAAUACAGAAUUUGAACAAACAUACAACUCCGAACCUAUGGAUGUGGAGUUUACAUAUAAUAGGACCACAAGCAGACGGUGUCAUUUUGCACUUGAACAAGCCAUCCACUUAGGUGUAAAAGUACUGUUUCCAGAAGAAGUAAUUUUACAGUCUCCUCAGGUGACAGGAAAUUGGAGCCAUGCACAACAUGCCAAAAGUGACAAACAAUCCAUCACCAAGAACAGGAAAACUACAAAGGACCAAAGUAGAUAUUCGACAAAGGAGAAGAGUGUUGGUGCCAAGGAUCUGCCAAGGAUGGUGACCUCUGCUUCUGAGAUGAGUGAUUUGGUUGAUGAAGCACAUACUCCUAAAGGAAGAGAUACAGAAUUUUUCAAUCUGCUGCUGAAUGAAAAUCAGAAGCUUGCAGUUAGAAGAAUUCUGAGUGGUGACUGCCGCCCUCUCCCAUACAUUCUUUUUGGACCUCCUGGAACUGGAAAAACCAUGACCAUAAUCGAGGCUGUGUUGCAGGUACAUCAUGCUCUGCAGGACAGCCGCAUUUUGGUCUGUGCCCCCUCCAACAGUGCCGCUGACCUUGUGUGCUUGCGGCUACAUGAGAGCAAGGUACUGAGGCCUGCUUCCAUGGUCCGGGUGAAUGCCACCUGCAGAUUUGAGGAGACCAUCAUUGAUGCUGUCAAACCAUAUUGCAGAGACGGAGAAGAUAUCUGGAGAGCCUCCCGCUUCCGGAUAAUAAUCACAACAUGCAGCAGUUCAGGGCUUUUUUACCAGAUAGGAGUGAGAGUUGGACACUUCACACACGUGUUUGUGGAUGAGGCUGGGCAGGCGAGUGAACCGGAAUGCCUUAUUCCUUUGGGGCUGGUUUCAGAUAUCAGUGGUCAGAUUGUACUUGCUGGAGACCCCAUGCAGCUUGGCCCAGUUAUCAAGUCCAGGCUGGCCAUGGCCUAUGGGCUGAACGUGUCCAUGCUGGAGAGGCUGAUGUCCCGAGCCGUGUACCUGAGAGAUGAGGAUGCAUUCGGUGCUUGUGGUGCAUACAACCCGCUGUUGGUCACAAAGCUGGUGAAGAACUACAGGUCCCACUCUGCCCUGCUGGCACUGCCCUCUCGCCUGUUCUAUCACAGGGAGCUCGAGGUCUGUGCAGACCCCGAAGUGGUGACCUCUCUGCUGGGCUGGGAGAAGCUUUCCAAGAAAGGCUUCCCUCUCAUUUUCCAUGGGGUGAGGGGCAGCGAGGCUCGUGAGGGACGCAGCCCAUCAUGGUUCAACCCAGCUGAGGCUGUCCAGGUUAUGCGCUACUGCUGCCUCCUGGCCCAGAGCAUGUCCAGCCAGGUGUCUGUCAAGGACAUAGGUGUCAUCACACCCUAUCGGAAGCAGGUGGAGAAAAUAAAAAUUCUUCUGCGAAAUGUUGAUUUGAUGGACAUAAAGGUUGGAUCAGUCGAGGAGUUUCAAGGACAAGAAUAUUUGGUGAUCAUCAUUUCAACUGUACGUUCAAGUGAAGAUAGAUUUGAAGAUGAUCGAUAUUUUUUAGGUUUCUUGUCCAACUCGAAAAGAUUCAACGUUGCAAUCACCAGGCCCAAAGCCCUGCUGAUUGUGCUGGGGAACCCUCACGUGCUAGUCAGAGACCCCUGCUUUGGAGCGUUGCUGGAAUACAGUGUUACAAAUGGUGUUUACACAGGGUGUGAUCUACCUCCUGAACUACAGUCUCUGCAAAACUGUGGGUAGACCGUGUACCCUGCAGGAUCCAAAAGGACUGAGAAGAGUUGGGCUCACCUGACGCAAGGCGGCCGACGUGUGGGGAGGGGAGACCCCUGGGGCUGGCCUAGCCGCUUUCCUGUUUCUGUUCUAUGGCUCCUAUAGCCACUUUGUCUCAUGGCCGUGAGCAUUGACGCGGGCAGGGCACACUGAGCCAGCCGAAUUAUUACUGCCCCUGCCACUGACCUUGGUUCCUGUCACUGGGUAGCUACCACUCCUACCUACCUCUAAAAUAAACAGUCAAAUG
Messenger RNA from Fukomys damarensis (Damara mole-rat), 3882 nucleotides. RefSeq names its product Mov10 like RISC complex RNA helicase 1 (gene Mov10l1). Bases 45 to 3605 code for a protein of 1186 amino acids. Lineage: Eukaryota; Metazoa; Chordata; Mammalia; Rodentia; Bathyergidae. The transcript has 27 exons. The record is from RefSeq and is a predicted model, not a curated record. Gene Ontology annotation, molecular function: helicase activity.